AUGUCUCAACCAAUUGAGGUUGAUGAACCGGGCACAAGCGAAUACAGCACACAAGGCGAGCAGCCGAGGACGUCGACGGAACCGGAAGCUCGUUCGGAUGAGUCAAGAUCGAUCAAAUCCGUCGCCCCUGCCAUUCUAGAAAAUGGCCGCUUCUAUUGCAACGAGACCUAUUUAAUGCCAUGUGACGACAUCGAGCAAACCCGCCUCUCCAUCCUCUACCAAACGUAUCUAUCACUCCUCGACAAUCAGAUCUCCCUCGGUCUUAUACCUCGAAGUCCGAAACGCAUUCUAGAAAUCGGAACGGGCCUGGGCGACUGGGCCAUUGCAGUAGCUGAACGCUUCCCCAAUGCAGCCGUAAUUGCUACGGACAUUAGCACAGCAUUACAUCCUGGCGCUGCACCACCCAAUGUGACAUUUGAAAUCGAUGAUGCCCAGGACGAAUGGACGUAUAAUGAACCUUUCGACUUCAUCCACAUUCGCGAACUUGGGGGUGCCUUCUCUGAUUGGGGAAUGAUCUACGGUGAAGUCUCGAAACACCUGAAGAUCGGCGGUUCAGUAGAAAUUGCGGAUCACGGGAGAGUGACACUGAUGAACGAGCCCGAAAACUCUUACACUAGCAUCUUCAAUGGCGCUUUGGAAUCCGCGGCUGAGAAGGCGAGGCGACCGCUUAAUAUGGAUCAUCUGAAGAAGCCUGCGUUUGAAGCUGCGCAUCUGACCGUGACGAAGUCGAAGACGUUUGAUCUCCCCGUUGGUGAUUGGAGUGAGGAUCCGAGAAAGAAACUUGCAGGCAAGAUGGCGCUCAUUGCUGUGCUGGAGGGACUAGAGGCUGUGGGCUUACGCCUUUUGACCAAAUAUCAAGGGUGGAAGGAGGCAGAAGUAAGGGAGGUGAUUGAAAAGGUGAAGGAAGAGAUCAUGAGGCCUGACGUGAAAGCUUUUAUAAGGGUGCAGUUUGUUGUGGCACGGAAGAUGGGGAUAUGA
Messenger RNA from Bacidia gigantensis, 978 nucleotides. RefSeq lists its product as uncharacterized. NCBI's taxonomy places the organism in Eukaryota, Fungi, Ascomycota, Lecanoromycetes, Lecanorales, Ramalinaceae. The transcript is spliced from 2 exons. The record is from RefSeq and is a predicted model, not a curated record. Bases 1 to 978 code for a protein of 325 amino acids.